Molecule: messenger RNA, 623 nt
Organism: Diatraea saccharalis (sugarcane borer)
Lineage: Eukaryota; Metazoa; Arthropoda; Insecta; Lepidoptera; Crambidae
Source: the annotation of a GenBank genome assembly
ACUAUCAGUCGACACCUACAGUCUUUAGUGGAUUAUCCAUCAGUCAACUUCACAACAAUGAAAUCUAUCGUGUUGGUGUCUGUUCUGGUCGCUGUGGCAUUCGCUGCUCCUCAAGCUCCAUCGGAGCCUAUCCCCAUUGUGAAACAGGAUAGUCAAGUCAACGGGGACGGAUCUUACCAGUAUUCGUUCGAGACUGGCAAUGGAAUUAGCGCAGAUCAAAAAGGCGAUUUAAAGAAGGUUGGCGAUGUCGAGGCUUUGGAAGUCCAAGGACAGUUCCAGUAUCCUGGAGAAAACGGCAACAUCCAGCUGACUUACACCGCUGAUGAAAAUGGAUUCCAGCCUCAGGGUGCUCAUCUUCCCACGGCUCCUCCGGUGCCCGAAGCCAUCCAACGCGCCCUCGCUUAUAUCGCUACUGCUCCUCCACCAGCACAGAGUUCCCAAUAGGUCCAAUAUUGGACUAUAAAAAUCAUUCAAAUUGAAGUCAUUUUUACUUUUUAUACAAGAUUAAAUUUAUUUGUCUUAUUUAGUAUUCUUUUAUUAUAUUAAAUUACAUCAUGUGUGAUUGCUACAGCAGAAUGCAGCAACCUGUAAAUUAUAUAUAGAUUUUUUAGACAUGCAUGAGU